This is a messenger RNA of Stegodyphus dumicola, 1060 nucleotides long. RefSeq names its product ATP synthase subunit b, mitochondrial-like. The record is from RefSeq and is a predicted model, not a curated record. Gene Ontology annotation, molecular function: proton-transporting ATP synthase activity, rotational mechanism. Lineage: Eukaryota; Metazoa; Arthropoda; Arachnida; Araneae; Eresidae. Gene Ontology annotation, biological process: proton motive force-driven ATP synthesis.
UCAGUUUGCAAACUGCUGUUUCUUCAUUGUAUCAGAAAUUAAAAAACUUCGCUUGCAUAUCACCAGUUUUAAAUUUGGGAAAAUUCUCUUUUAGCUCUCACCAAUGCUGUUGCUGUUCGCUUUUUAGGACCUGCUUAUUUCCAAAGAACUGCAGCUACUACUACAACUACUGCUCCCGCUACUACAGAUGUUACUUCUCCUGCUGUUGCAAAGCUUACUCCCACUGUGAUAGCUGAGCAAUGCAAGCAAAUACAAGAACUGCUGAAGGAAGAACUUCCGAAACCGUACGAUGGUCCCGAGAGAGACCAUGUCAAUUUUCCACGACGUAAGAGGGCCAUCUAUCCGGGAAAAGUUCGGAUGGGUUUUCUUCCUGAAGAAUGGUUCCAGUUCUUUUAUAAGAAGACAGGAGUAACUGGUCCAUAUUUGUUUGGUACAGGUCUACUAACAUUCUUGCUUUCUAAAGAGCUGUUUGUAAUAGAAGAAGAAUUUUCUACUGGAGUAGCCAUAUUUAUUUUAGCUUACACAGCAAUAAAGAAGUUUGGCCCAGCAACACGAACGUUUGCUGACAAAUUGGUUCAGGAUCAAGAAGCUAAAUUUGAGGGUGUUAAGAGUGAAAAUAUAAUAGUACUAGAAGAUGCCAUAGCUCAGGAGAAGAAAGCUGUGUGGCAGGCAGAAGGCCAAAAAAUCUUAAUGGAAGCUAAGCGUGAGAAUGUUCAGAUGCAGCUUGAAGCGGAAUAUCGAAGACGCUUGAUGCAUGUGUAUGAUAAAGUGAAAAGACGUCUUGAUUAUCAACUUGAAUUGUACAAUGCUCGACGGAAAUUUGAACAGAAACAUAUGGUUGAUUGGAUUGUGAACAGUGUUAUUAAAAGUAUAACUCCCCAGCAGGAAAAGGAAGCUCUUCAAAAAUGUAUAGAAGAUUUGAAAGUUCUUUCUCAAGCUCGUUAAAUAUCAUUAAUUAAAAUUUAUAAGCAUAUUGAAUGUAUCCAAUUCUAAUAAACUCUGCUGUAGAAUAAUUUCGAGACCCUAAAAGUAACAAAGAAUUAAAAUUGGUUUAUAUACA